GGUCCCCACCAGCACCCAAGCCCGCGCUCUGAGCAAGGCUUGCUAAAUUGGAUUUGUCAGGCAAUAAAAGCUCCCGGCCUGCAACUAGCAGGCUUUUUGACAGGCAGGCUUAAACUGCAUACCUGAGGCGCCUGAAGGCGGGUUCGGAUUGGGAGGUGCAGAGUCAUGGUCGGGAAGAACAGGCUUGCAAGGCGUGCUCAGUGACCCCUCGGUGUAAGGAUCUUGUGAGGAAGUAGGAGUCCACCACGGUGUACCCCGGCACUGACGCCAUGACACCGGGCCGCAGCUGAGCUCCGCAAACGGCCAUGAGGUGGACCGACCCCAUGGCCUCGCUCUGCGGACGAUGGGGGAGACGCCGGCAGGAGCAGGAGAGCACCGUGCGGACGCUGGUGUCCAACCUCCCCUACGAGGACCUGAAGAAGAGCGAGCAGCCCAAUCGGCAGUACAAAGGCAACGCCGUCAAGACCACCAAGUACACGCUGUGGUCCUUCAUCCCCAAGAACCUCUUCGAGCAGUUCCACCGCGUGGCCAACGUCUACUUUGUGUUCCUGGCCUUGCUCAACUUCGUGCCGGUGGUGAACGCCUUCCAGCCGGAGGUGGCCCUCAUCCCUAUCUGUGUCAUCUUGGCACUCACCGCCAUCAAGGACGGCUGGGAGGACUUCAGGAGGUACCAGACUGACCAGAAGCUCAACAACCUGCCAUGCCUCAUCUACAGCAGGAGAGAGAUGUGCUUCACGGAGCGCCGCUGGAAGGACGUGCGGGUGGGUGACUUUGUCAAGGUGGUCUCCAACGAGGUCAUCCCCGCCGACAUCCUCCUGCUCCACACAUCCGACCCCAACGGCGUGUGCCUGAUAGAGACGUCCAACCUGGACGGGGAGACCAACCUGAAGCAGCGCAAAGUGGUGCCAGGCUUCUCAGCGCCGGAUUCUCCUUUUAAGCCUGGUGGCUUCAAAAGCACAGUAGUCUGUCAGAAACCAAACAAUGACCUCAACCAUUUCAGUGGUUACAUAGAGAAGCCCGAUGAGAAGAAGCAUGGCUUUGGGAUUGAUAGUCUUUUAUUACGUGGAUGCACUAUACGCAAUACAGACGAAUCUACGGGGAUUGUGGUCUGUGCAGGCCACGAGACCAAGUCGAUGCUCAACAACGGCGGCGCGCGCUACAAGCGGAGCAAGCUGGAGCGGAAGCUGAACAGUGACGUGAUGUACUGCGUGCUGCUGCUCUUCACCAUGUGCACCGUCGGAGCCCUCGGUCAUGCUAUCUGGCUGGAGUCGUUCUCCAGUGUCCCUCCGUACUUGGUUCCUGACAGUGACGGCCAUUUCAUGCCCUCCACUCUGGCAGGCUUCUCCAUGUUCUUCACCAUGAUCAUCCUGCUGCAGGUGCUGAUCCCCAUCUCACUGUACGUGUCCAUUGAGCUGGUGAAGAUCGGCCAGGUGUUCUUCAUCACGCAGGACGUGGACCUGUACGACCAGGAGACGGACACCCGUAUCCAGUGCCAGUCGCUCAACAUCACCGAGGACCUGGGGCAGAUCCAGCACGUCUUCUCCGACAAGACCGGCACGCUGACCGAGAACAAGAUGGUGUUCCGCCGCUGCACCAUCAUGGCCACGGAGUACGCACACAGUGAGAAUGCUGCCCGGCUGGCCGUCCUCGACGAGACGGACGGCGCGGACGACGAGGUCACCCUGUUCCAGCAGCGGCAGAAGCAGCCCUCGCUCUUCACCACCGAGGAGGAGGAGGAGAGGGGCUCCAGGGGGGGCCGCCCAGAGGCCGCCAGACGCUCUCACGGCGCCCAGGCGGAUGUUGGCAGCUACCAGAGGUCGAAGGUCACCGCGGCGGGGGCUUGCGGAGACCUGGCCUUCAGCAGCCCCCUGGAAACGGAGGUGGUCCCAGACAGGAAGCUGCAGCAGGAGCUCCUGGAGGCCGAGCGCCGGUGGGAGGAAGGGCCCCUGGACCGGGGCCCCGAGUGGAGCCCGUACCUCGACUUCCUCGUGGCCCUCGCCAUCUGCAACACGGUGGUGGUUUCCACAGCAACAGCCCAGAGACAGAGGGUCAAAGGGCGUCGCAGCUCCUGCGCUCCUCAGACUCUAGGUGGGCGUCUGCGUGGCAUGCUGAAGAAGAUGCGUUCCCCGCGGAGCCUGUUCAAAGUGUUCACGGGCAAACAGGAGCCCCUGGCAGACCCUUUCGCCGCAGACGAGGAGCUCCCCGACAUUUUGGACACGCCCGACGUCUACGCCGCCGCGCCCGAGGGAGGGAGCCCCAAGGUGACGCAACACGAGGCGACCGCCCAUCAGGCCCAGAGGCAGAGGGCCGAGCCGGGGCCGGCGUCGGCCCACGACGACGACGUGUGCUACGAGGCCGACAGCCCCGACGAGGCGGCGUUGGUGCACGCGGCGCGGGCCUACGGCUUCACCCUCCUGGAGCGCACGCCCGAGCGCGUGACCGUCCGCCUGCCCGGCGGCACGGCCCUCGCCUACGAGGUGAUGGACGUCCUGCGGUUCGACUCCACCCGGAAGCGGAUGUCGGUGCUGCUGCGCCACCCGCGCACCGGCGAGAUCCUCCUCUACACCAAAGGAGCCGACUCCGCAGUCAUGGAGCUGCUGGACGAGCCCGCCGACGAGAGCGCGUCUCAACGGGAACUCAGGAAGCGUGUCUGCAGCAACACACAGAGACAUCUUGACAUGUAUGCCAGAGAUGGGCUGCGCACUCUGUGCUUUGCCAAAAAGGUUGUAAGUCAGAAGGAGUAUGAAGACUGGUCAUUGGCAAGAGAGCAAGCCAUAUCAGCCAUCGAGAACAGAGAGGAGCUUCUUAUGGACACUGCUGUUCUGCUGGAGACGAGCCUAACUCUGAUAGGAGCCACUGGAGUUGAAGAUCGUCUCCAGGAGAAUGUUCCAGAAACCAUCGAGGCCCUGCGGGAGGCUGGCAUGCAGGUCUGGGUGCUGACCGGGGACAAGCCCGAGACAGCCGUCAACAUCGCCUACUCCUGCAAGCUGCUGGACCACAGAGACCUGCUGUUCACUCUCAACACAGACAACAAGGCCGUGUGCAAGUCCAAUCUGGAGUGUACUCUGGAGGAGGUGAGGAGGUACGGGCCGGACGCGGACGUCGCCGGCUUCGCCGAGGCCUUCGGGGGACAGGGGCCCACGCCCCUGGGCGGGGACCCCACCAUCGGCCUGAUGAUUGACGGACGGACGCUCGGCAUGGUGCUCGAGGAGGAGGACCUGAGGUCAAAGUUCGUGGAGCUGUGCCGGCGCUGCCGCUCCGUGCUCUGUUGCCGGGUGACGCCCCUACAGAAGAGCACCGUGGUCAAGCUGGUGCGCGAGAAGCUUCGGGUCAUGACCCUUGCCAUCGGUGACGGAGCGAAUGAUGUGAACAUGAUCCAGGCCGCUGACGUUGGUAUCGGAAUAUCUGGUCAAGAGGGGAUGCAGGCUGUCAUGGCCAGCGACUUUGCGAUUUCUCGCUUCAAACACUUGAGGAAGCUGCUUCUGGUCCAUGGACACUGGUGCUAUUCCAGACUGUCAAGCAUGGUCAUCUACUUCUUCUACAAGAACUUGGCGUACGUGGCCCUGCUGUUCUGGUUCCAGUUCUACUGCGGGUUCUCUGGCACGACGAUGAUCGACUACUGGCUCUUGAUCUUCUUCAACCUCAUCUUCACCUCCGUGCCCCCAAUCAUGCACGGCAUCAUGGACCAAGACGUCUCCGCGACAACCCUGCUCUCCAUCCCCGAGUUGUACAAGAUCGGUCAGCACUCUGAGGGGUACAGACGCUCCGCCUUUUGGAUCGCCAUGUUGGAUGCCUUUUAUCAGAGCCUGGUCUGCUUCUUCAUACCAUAUUUGACCUACCAGGGCUCUGACAUCGACCUCUUCUCAUUCGGAAACCCAAUGAACACCGUGGCUCUGUUUACUAUAAUCCUACAUCUUGCCAUUGAGAUAAAUGCAUGGACGCUGGUGCACUGGCUGGUGAUGGUGGGCAGCGUGCUGCUGUUCUUCGGCGUGACGCUGGCCUACAGCGCCACCUGCGUGACCUGCAACCCGCCGUCCAACCCCUACUGGAUCAUGCACAGGCAAAUGGCCGACCCCGUGUUCCACCUCACGUGCCUCAUCACCGUCGUCGUGGCUCUGCUGCCCAAGUACAUAGUGCAGGUUCUGAAGGGAACGCUGGCGCCCCCCCCUCUGUUGCUCGCUCGGCAGCUGGACCGCACGCCCCCCUCCCUGGAGGAGCCAAUCCGGAUCAGCGCCUCGGCGGACCCACGCUUCACCCUCUCGAGCCUCUCCUCGCCCUCACCCCCAACCUCGCCCACACUGGCGUAGCCCCCACCAACCCCACACCCCUCCCCAGGCCCAUCGGCACCCAGCUUCCCCGAAAAACAGUGACAGGACUGGGCAUCAGCCGUCAGGACGAGGGCCGCCAUCCCGGAGGACAUGUCUCUGGGGCGUGGGGGAGCCCCAGGGGGAAACAGAGACCAAGUGAAGGAAGGGGAGAGAAAACACGCUGAGCGUUAUUUUUGUAUGACUUUAUUUGUUGUUGUUGUUGUUGUUGUUGUUGUUGUCUGGUAAAUAUGGAAUUGCUUUAAAUGUUUUGUACACAGGGAAAGAUGCUUUUGAAGGAUGUCUGAGCUACACUGCACAUACCACCAGAGCGCCAACUACAAUUGACUCCUUUUUUUUUUUUAACAAGGAGGCAAAAAUAUUUAUGUGUAAAGAUUAAUUUAAUUCUUGUGCCUUGUGUCAGUAUGCUGUAGCUGACACUCCAUUUAAAUGGAGUAUCCUGUUGUAUGUGUUUUAAUGCUCUAGUCUUCCUGGAUGAAGGCAUAACAAGGAAAACCUGUUACAUCCUCCUUAAGGCUUUUUCAGAAGCCACCAGUAGCUUUCAAAGCACUCCAGAAAAAAAAACAGAUCUGUCUCCAUUGAUCGAUUCAACUCAUUGCUGACACAUAAGAAAAACUUGAACAGGAAAUGCUUGGCAGAGGCAUUAGCCAUAUCCAUCUUCCUCACUUACACAGCUCCUUCUCUUCCCUCGGCAACAUGCAGAGCCAAUUUGUAUUCACUGGGGCUCCAAGCAGCUCAGGAAAUAAUUGCGGUUUGCAGAUGUUACGUAAUGUUCUGGUAUUUUUGGUUCAUGUAUCCAUAUUGGGAGCAUGUUGAGCAGGAUGGUGACAGACAAGCAACCCCCCACUCCAAUAAUAAUAAUAAUAAAAAACAUAAAAUUGAAAAAAAUAAACACCCAGGUUUCUUCCUGCUAGGAUGCGCGCGCGUGUGUGUGGUGUGUUUAUGUUGUGGGGUCGGAUGGAUUAAGUCUGCUCUGCGUUACAUUUUUAAUUGUGAGACGUCGAUACAGAUGUGCCGAGUGUGAAAUUCCACGGCCAGGCAUGAAAGAUCAUCCUCCCCUGCAUCAGAAUGCUUAAUUGUCCCGCUGACGUUGCUCUGACGCGCUUCGCACUCAAGUGCGGGAGGUCUAUGAAGAGCGUGCGGGUUUUUCUUGCAGCCAAAAGAAACAGUGUUGGUGAUGGAUUGGGAGAAGGCUCACCUUUUACGAUUUGGUCUCGCAGAAUGUAAUUGAAGUGUCCUCUGUAGCUCUGACUCUUAAUAAAAGGAGCGGGGAGGCUGCACUCUUGAGCUGA
Sardina pilchardus (European sardine) is the source of this 5617-nucleotide messenger RNA. It is a transcript of the gene atp10b, whose product is annotated as ATPase phospholipid transporting 10B. Gene Ontology annotation, biological process: phospholipid translocation. Gene Ontology annotation, molecular function: ATPase-coupled intramembrane lipid carrier activity; ATP binding; ATP hydrolysis activity. The record is from RefSeq and is a predicted model, not a curated record. Lineage: Eukaryota; Metazoa; Chordata; Actinopteri; Clupeiformes; Clupeidae. Bases 306 to 4307 code for a protein of 1333 amino acids. The transcript has 23 exons. Gene Ontology annotation, cellular component: plasma membrane.